Eruca vesicaria subsp. sativa (arugula) is the source of this 907-nucleotide messenger RNA. NCBI's taxonomy places the organism in Eukaryota, Viridiplantae, Streptophyta, Magnoliopsida, Brassicales, Brassicaceae. The record is from the annotation of a GenBank genome assembly.
AUGGAUGUUUCAGCGAGAAACCCUUAUUUCAUUGCAGAAGAUGAUGAUGAUGAUGAUCUGGCUUCUUCCUUAUCAGAGAUGGAAGCUGGGUUUUCUGGUGGAAACUCACGAAACGAUGUCGUUUCACGUCCUUUCUCUUACACUAGAAUGAAUAGUCUCAGGAACACGAACUAUUGUCACAAUAACUACCCUUAUUACCAUCAGUACUCUGUUUCGUCUCCGAGAUCUGUCGUUUCGGGAAGAUUCCAUGAUUUCAGAUUCGAUAAUCAACAGCCUCAUUUCUUGGAUUCUUGUUUCCUUUGUAAGAAACCACUUCACAACAGAGAUAUCUACAUGUACAGAGGAGACAUACCGUUUUGUAGUGAAGAGUGUAGACAAGAACAGAUAGAGAGAGAUGAAGCAGAAGAGAAGAAAAAGAAUCUGUCUUAUUCAGUGAAAGCAGCAAUGAGGAGAAAAGAACAACGAAGCUCUUCUUCUUCUCCGACAAGAUCUCGUGAUUAUGCUCUUCACAACGGUCCUGUUGCUGCUGCUUGAAGUUGCGAAUCUGAUGAUGAGUUUGAUGAGUUUGGGAACUAUAUAAUAUAAUUAGGUUAAAGAAACAAAAGUAGUGAGAUUGUGUCUUAAAGUUGUUUGGAAGCUGGUCUUUGGAUCGUCUUUUGAUCUUUUUUAAUCUAAAAGAUCAGUUUACUUUCGCUUGAAGUUUUCAAGGGAAAGUAGAAAGCUAAAGAUCCUUUUUUAACUCCUUCCUUGUUUUUUUUUCUUUAACUUGGUUUUGGGAGUAUGAGAAGAGAGAAGAAAUUGUAAAUGCCUUGUGUGAAUCAACGUCCAUGGCAUGCUUGAGUUUCUUGUUUCUAUAAAAAGAAAAGAUAUGUAAACACUUAGCAAAGAAUGAGAGCUUAUAUAGAAG